AAAACAUGCUUACAGUUAAAAACAUAUUUACAUUUAGUUAAAAGAAGAUUAUAAGUAAUGUAAGUUCUAAUUUACAGAUAAUUUAGUCAUAGUCGUAGUCACACUUCUGGACUGAAAUCUGUUGAUAUCUGUUGCUUCUUUCUAUUAAAAAACACACCAGAAAACAUCAUGCCUCUCAUGGUAUUUUUUGGAUGCACAAUGAUAGCGUUUGGACCUUCACUGGCGAUGUUCAUUCUAACCAUCGCAAAAUAUCCGUUAAAAAUUAUUCUGCUGGUAGUAGGUGCAUUUUGCUGGCUGCUUGCCCUGCUAUUCUCAGCACUGUUAUGGCUUGCUGUGGUCCCCUUGAAAGAACAACUCGCAUUUUCUUUGGUGUUUAGCGUCAUUUUCCAAGAAGGUAUGAGAUAUGGACUUUUUCGGAUGAUGAAAAAUGCAGAAAAUGGACUUGAUGACGCUCUUUCCGAGGAUGAAAAAAAAUCAAUCUCAAACCACAAACUUUCAUACACUACAGGAUUUGGCUUUGGACUAAUGUACGGGUUAUUUUCUAUAGUAAACGUGCUAUCUCAGUCUAUUGGGCCAGGCAGUGUAGGCAUAGAUGGUCACUCUUCAAACUUUAUGCUCAUUUCCGCGUUUUUAACCAGCUCCACCAUACUUUUACACACAUUUUGGAACGUAAUAGUGUUCGAUGCCCUAAAUAAGCAGCAAUAUUAUAAAGUUAUAACAGUCGUUUGCUUACACAUGUUAGUCUCUUGCUGCAGUUUGCUUAAUGUCCAACAAAACCUUGCUUAUGUAUCAGUGAUUGUUUCGUAUAUUGUUCUUAUUGGCACAACAGUAUGGGCCUUUAAAGCAGCAGGGGGCAGUGUUGUGAAUAUCAAAUCUUGCCUAAACCGUGUUAUUCAAAAAAUUCAAAUUAUCACCUUAAUUGUAAUGUCUGAAUGGUUGGGUUCGAUUGUUAAGGAAUUAGCUGUACCAGGGAGCCCUUGGUAUAAAGUCCGUACUCUGUUAGCUGCCAGAUUUGCAGAGCGAGUUCGUUUAGAAGGUUUCACUCGUGAACAAUUGAUAAUUGUUGAAAAAUUUGUGGGUGAAGAAUUUUUAAGGGAACAUAAACUUUACAGGGAAACGAACUGGUCGCCACGGGAAAAAAGCCCAAUUUCCGAGGAAAAAAUACAAGUUUGUUUAAAAGAUUUAAUGGUAAAAGCUGGAAAAGACGCGAACUGCUCAUUUGCUACAAAUUUAGAUGACCGACCUGACUGCUUUGACGAAUGUAUUGCAAUAGUGAAAAAUAUGAGCAUACACAAUACAUACAAACUUGUUUCGAAAGAUGUAACAAAUCAAACUUUAUAUCCAAUUCUGCUUAAAACCAGCCAGGAUUCUGAGCUCCUUGGACAGCAAAUGGUGCAGAUUUUACAAGCAGAUAGCAGUAAACUAAAUGCAGUUGUUCAAGCCAUUAAAGAUAAGCCUAUGUCUGUAUCAUUGCGAAGAUACAUUUAUAGGUUGCUGUUAAUUAAGAGGAAAAAGCGGUCUUCAAGGGGCAGUCGGUCUAACUCAAAUUCAUCUGUUGAAAUAUCGCAACUGGAAAUAAGAAAACAGUUUGCUCAAUCUGUAAAACAAGGUCUAAUUCAGCUCAAAAUAAAAGACGCGACAAAAUCCCCGGUUUCGUACCUUAUAAGUUCUUCAAUUGUAGAGUCUUUUACAAGUAUAAAAGGUUUGGAAAUUUUCUCUGAAGAUUUGGCUUUACAGCAACAAACAUUGAGAGUUUUAAAUAUUUUCUAUACAGCUGUGCAAAAGUUUGAAUACUACUAUGUUCUAUGGUGCUUGCCUCUGCAAGUUGUUCUAAGCAAGGAAAACUCACCUAAAGAGCAUGACAUUGAAAUAGCAAUGUGGUUGGACAUAUUAAGGGAAUGCACCCCACAGCCAGCAGUGCUGGAAAAAAUUGUGACUUCUGUUUGGAAAAUUGUCACCAGUGCUGAUUUUUUGGGUGGAAAACUCAAAACCCAUUUCUGGGCCAUGGGAUUAGGGCUUAAAGAUUCUGAAGUUAAAACUGCUUUUGGGGAUGCCUACCUACAAAGAGCUAAGGGCCAAAUUAAGCCAACUUUACAUCCGAUCAUAGUAAUCCGAAACUGGCUACUUUAUCUUUUUGUAGGUUGCACCAGUAUGAGAGUAACGCUAUUUUUUUGGGACCAGUUGUUCUACAGUAAUUGGGACAUUUCUUGCUUUAAGAGAAUUUGCAUUACACUAAUAUCUUGCCUUGAACAUAAAAUUAUAACAUGCAAAGAAAAAAAGGCUCUUUUUGAUGUUUUAACGAACUCUGGAAAUGAUCUGACGUUGGCUAAAAUAUCUGAAACUUGGAAACUUUAUGCAGAUUUGUAGUUUCCCUGUACUUUAAGAACUGUCAUACAAAACUCACUGUAAAAAAAUUGAAUUUUUUUCUGCAUAAACUGAACCAUGCACUUGAUUGUAAGAAAUAUUUUGUCUGUAUGAAAUUAAAAACUGUUUGAACAUAUUUUAUGUGGCUUGUUUUUUAUCUUUUUUAUAUCUUUUUGUAAAUUCUGUAGCCUAUACUUUAUAUAUUUUUAUGUGUCUUGGCUUUUUUAAUUUUUUUAUAACUUUGU
Molecule: messenger RNA, 2609 nt
Organism: Ciona intestinalis (vase tunicate)
Lineage: Eukaryota; Metazoa; Chordata; Ascidiacea; Phlebobranchia; Cionidae
Source: RefSeq, a predicted model, not a curated record